Ostrinia nubilalis (European corn borer) is the source of this 9752-nucleotide messenger RNA. RefSeq lists its product as uncharacterized. Bases 287 to 5389 code for a protein of 1700 amino acids. Gene Ontology annotation, cellular component: cytoplasm. The record is from RefSeq and is a predicted model, not a curated record. The transcript is spliced from 26 exons. Gene Ontology annotation, biological process: protein phosphorylation; intracellular signal transduction. NCBI's taxonomy places the organism in Eukaryota, Metazoa, Arthropoda, Insecta, Lepidoptera, Crambidae. Gene Ontology annotation, molecular function: ATP binding; protein serine/threonine kinase activity.
UGAUAAGAGCCAGCGAUGUACGGCGCGGCCGAUUAGAUAAUAAUUAGAAAAGUGUUUACUAUUCACAUUAGCAGUUUCGUGAGUUAAAAUGUUUGUUUAGUGUUAUUCCGAUAUUUAAAUUAUACGAGUUUGUUAAUGGAACCUUGGAGCGUCCACAUGAACGUCCCCAUCGCAAUGACGUGAGCGACGGUAGCGCCGCGCGGCGGACGACGCGAACUAACAACAGUAGACAAAAAAAUUCGGACAGGCUGUGUCUCGGGUGGAUUUUCACUCGAUUUUCACAAAAAUGGAUAACGAAAUCAAGCCGAUGCACAAAAGCAAACAUUUCCCGAUAGACCAGCUCGUGUGCGUCGGUAACUAUGAGCUGGAGAAAACAAUUGGGACUGGAAAUUUCGCAGUUGUAAAACUAGCUACACAUGUCAUAACUAAAACUAAGGUUGCAAUAAAAAUAAUAGACAAAUCUAGGUUAGACGAAGACAAUUUAAAGAAGACUUUCAGAGAGAUAGCCAUCAUGAAGAGACUGAGACACCCACAUAUAGUCCGAUUAUAUCAGGUUAUGGAAAGCACGCACACAAUAUACUUAGUAACAGAAUACGCGCCGAACGGUGAAAUAUUUGACCACCUAGUAACGCGCGGCCGCAUGCCCGAAUCGGAAGCAGCCCGUGCCUUCGCACAGAUGGUAGCAGCGGUGGGCUAUUGCCACGCUAGCGGCGUCGUGCACCGCGAUCUGAAGGCAGAGAACUUGUUGCUAGACCGAGACAUGAAUAUUAAGCUCGCAGAUUUCGGCUUCAGCAACGAGUACACAGCAGGCUCUCCACUGGCAACGUGGUGUGGGAGCCCGCCGUACGCUGCGCCGGAACUGUUUGAGGGACGGCAGUAUGACGGGCCUAAGGCGGAUAUAUGGUCACUAGGCGUGGUUCUGUACGUGCUAGUGUGCGGCGCACUUCCGUUCGACGGCGGCACACUACACGAGUUACGCAGCGUGGUGUUAGCGGGCAAAUUCCGGAUACCAUACUUCAUGUCGCAGGAAUGCGAGCACCUAAUCCGUCACAUGCUGGUAGUAGACGCCGACAAGCGGCUGUCGCUGCGGGGCGUGGCGCGCCACCGGUGGCUGGCCGCGCACACAGAACACGCCACGCAACCAGAUACAAGGGAAGUCCACACUAGCGUCAGUGGGCUAGUGUGCCACAAGGGUGACAGUGUGCCUCAUAUGACCCGCGCGGCGGCCUGGCACGACACGGUGCUGGCACACAUGCUGGCAUUGCCCGCGCUCACCGCGGACCACGUGUUCCAGGGUGACAGUGUGCCUCAUAUGUCCCGCGCGGCGGCCUGGCACGACACGGUGCUGGCACACAUGCUGGCAUUGCCCGCGCUCACCGCGGACCUCGUGUUCCAGGGUGACAGUGUGCCUCAUAUGUCCCGCGCGGCGGCCUGGCACGACACCGUGCUGGCACACAUGCUGGCAUUGCCCGCGCUCACCGCGGACCACGUGUUCCAGUCAGUACAAGAGGAGCGGUUCGACCACAUCUACGCGAUAUACCACCUGCUCAUGGACAAGUUGCAGCAGAGGACCAGCGCCAGGAACAGCCUGCAGCACAGAGACUCGCUCGACUCCACCACCGGCCAGCCUUUAGAUCUCACUAGUUGUAAGAAUCCCGAAGAAGAACAAAUGGAGGCCGAGGAGUCCACGCAGGAGUGCCUGGUGUCGAUCCCGUGCGUCAACGUGGACUACUUGACCGAGCGCGCCGACAGCUUGGAGAAGUUCGGCGACGGCUCGGCGCCGGCGGCAGAAGAGACGUGUCAAACGCGCCAUGAAGAACCGCACGCCGCGCGCAGACACACCGUCGGGCCCGGCGACUGCAGGCACGGACAGGGUGGCGAGCUGGGCGUGUGCGGCGCGGCGUCGGCCGACCUGCGCGCCGGCCCGCUGUACGUGUCCGCGCACUUCAACCAACAAGCGCCAGCGAACGUAUCUUUACUGCCCAACACGAACCUCUGCGGCAAACUGCCGGCCGUCCAGCACCAGCCGCCGCGCUACUUCAGCGUCAAAGACCAGCACUUGCUCAAGCCACCGCACGCCAUGCAGGGACACGCGUCAUCGUUCGGGCGACGCGCGUCGGACGGCGGCGCGCACGUGCCGCGAGGUCGCGAGCGAGCUUGCUGCCACUCUGCGCCCGCGCAUCAUGCGUCGGACAGUGGCGCCCCCGCCCGAGCCGAAGACUCGGAGGCGUCGGACGAGCAUGGAACCGACGCGGCCUACAAUAACAACUUAUGCAGGUACAUGCUGACUCGCGGCAGCGGCAAGAGACACACCAUCGGAUCGCAGGACGACGCCGCUAAUGCCGCCGGAAACUUGCCUAGUACAUCUCCGUCCUCUACGUCGAGCAUACGAGUGAGGAGGACAGGUCUACUCACGGUCACCGAGCGGCCUCCCGUCAUAAGUCCCGAGCUAGUGAUGGAGGUGGAAGCUCGCAUGAACAGAAACUACCUCCCCCCCUCCAUACAGGGCGGAUACCAGUACCAAGGAUACCAGAACCCACCCACGACUACCACGCAAAACGUACCGCAGAGUCCGACUCAAGGGUCCAUAACGCAAGGGACUCCAAACUACAGUAGUGCAGGACCGAGCGGUCCGAAGCAAAUGGUACCGGUAUUAGAGACGAUACCGCAAGGCAGCAUGAUCGGUACCAAAGGUUCGAUAAUGAGUGGCACGCCCAUCACUACGCAAGCAGCGUCGCCGUUUACACCGCAGUUGAGCCAGUAUUCUCCUACCCAUGGGGCGGUGGUCCAAAGUGGGUCCAUAACCAGUGGUACCCCAGUUCAGAACCAGGGGUCAAUUGUGUCUGGUACACCCAUGAGCACAAGCAGUUUUGAUAGCAAGAAUUUCGGCAAUUUUGGAAGCAACUACAGCGCGCCAAACUUUAACACCAUAAAUACCAAUUUUAGUAACAGUAACUUCAGCGGAAAUACCAAUAAUUUUGGCGCCAACGUUGGUACAAACAAUUUUGGUACCAACAUGAGUUCAAACCCCAAUUUCGGCGCGAGCAUGUCUUCAAACAAUUUCGGCACGAAUAUAAACUCCAAUCCAAACUUUGGUACCAGUAUGAACGCUAAUACCAAUUUUGGUGCGAACAUGAAUACCAGUACCAAUUUCAAUGUAAGCUCUAAUCCAAAUUUUGCAAGUAAUUUCGGAUCGAUUACUAGUGGCACGCCUAUGAACUAUCAGAACCAAGUGCAGAGUUCGACGCAGAUGCAAAAUAUGCCCAGUGGUUCCAUUAUGGCCGGAACGCCCUGCCAAAACUCGGUAUCUGGUACCAAUCAGUACACGAACCAAGGACAGUACAACACUAGACAAAGGAAAUAUUCCGGCCCUCAACGCGUUAAACUGCAAACGUUGGCGACUGUGCAAGAAAUGGCGCGUGAGCACGCAGAGCGAUACUCGCCGGUGAGACGCGCCGAGUGCUCGCCGCCGCGGGCCGCGCACGACCUGGCCUCUGCCAAGCUGGAGUACCAGCAGUUGCAGCGUGGACUGGAAAGGAGAAGCGGCGGCAGCAACGCGGGAGCCUCGCCGCCACUACAAGACACGCGGCUACACACACCAGCCUCCAGUAUGCCAGGCUCGCCGGUCGCGGCGUGUGGAGUAGCGGCCUUAGACCUAAGCCUGGUGUCACCUGAGGCGGCGAGGGCAGUGCUAUGCGCCGCCCGUUCGUUACGGGACCCGGCGGCUUUGGACUUGCCUAGGACUAAGCUGCUCACACAGGAUAUAGCCUUAAAGCUGGGCAUCAACCUGCACACGCUCUGCCUGCCGCACGUCAACGCGUCCCAGGAACUUUUGAAGUGCAUCCACUCGUACUCGGGCUACACGUUACUAUCGGGACGGGCCUCCCCUGCCUCCCCUGGGUCACCUCUACACCAAAUUACUGAGGGACUGAGCUACCUUCAUACAGGGUCCAUAACGAGAGGAACUCCUCAAGCCUCAGCCACUCCACUAGACCUCCGAAGCAACGUGGAAAUGGACACAUCUCAGUACCCACAACUCCUGCCAAUGGUACACCCUCAAGUACACUUAGUGACGCACCGGUCGCUAAACAACUCCCCCAUCUCAAACCCCGGGUCUCCCCUCGACAUGAUCCAAGAGGAGAUCGGGAAUGGAUCACACAAUGCUGACGCGAAGCUGUUUUCGCAAGAUAUGACCCGCCAUUUGCAGCAUCAGUUCCAAAACUACGCGUCGACACAUCCUCAGAUUAGUUUGACAGAUUGUUUAGGGUCAGAAAUAACGCUUGUGGCGUCAUCGUCAGAAGACAGUAUGGAUAGUCUAGAAAACACCAAGUAUUCGCUCCCGCAGUUUGUGAUUUCUGAACCGUCGGAUUUAGAUGAUAGGCCGUCCAUAACGAAAGGUAUUGGCAGAAAAGUCAGCCAGGAAUCUGAACCGCCACCUCCAGUCGAAAUUCCUAAAGAAGUCGAUAAGGAUACAGAAAUGGAAUCGCCUAAAGAAACCCCCGAUGACAACAAUAAGUUCUUAAGCGAAGACCUAAAAUACCCGAGGCGAGGCAGCGAUAAGUCGUUAGGAUUCAGUGAUGAUUCGUUAAGCAAUGACUCGGCGAAUGUCUCGCCGAACUGCGAGCAGAAUGUCCAGUCGAUUUAUUCGAAUAUAGUCUCUAUUAGUUCAGGGUUCAGCGAAAACAGGGGCAGUUUUUCUGAGCAUAGAGAAUCGUUUUCGUUCUCUGAUCGCGGUAGUUUUUCUGAACGGGGAGAUUUUGGAAGAUCUUCGUUUUCGGAAAGGAGCGACUUUGGGCGAGGCAGUUUUUCCGAAAAGGGGGAGACGCCUAGGUCGUCGUUUUCUGCUCAAGGAACACUAGGAGAAGUUAAGGAGUAUUACGAAGAUGUUUAUAUGCCAAGGGACCCAAGCAGGCAUUGUCUGGAAAAGUGUGACGAAGAAAGCCCCCAAGGGACUGAAGAAAUAGAGAAAUUGCAGCGGUCGACCAUGGAUCUGCGAUUGACUGAGAUAUGUAGGCCCGAGGAACAAAAGAUUCCAAUAUUACUGAGUCCCCAAAAAGUUUCCUGCGUGCAAGAAUACUACGAAGUGACGCUGUCCACCGUAUGCUCAAAGUUAGACUCGCAAAGUAUCGUAGAACUUCUAAAAGAUGCCAUAAAUACUAGAGUGCCCCCGCAGAAUAUAUUCGUAGAAACAAACGGACAGAACGACAGCGAGGACGAAGCCCUAACUGGGUUUCUAAAUCUAGAAUAUUCCGGUGGAAUCCAGAUCGAACUGGUUGUGUGUGAGAACAAAGCUAAAGAAAAGAAAGGCCUGAAAAUGCGCCGGAUAUCCGGCGACCAGCGAGAGUACGGCAAGCUAUGUCAGCAAUUGAUCACCAGUCUGACAGUCUAAACGUCACUCCUGACACCUGUCACAUUGACGUUUGUUUGGUUCAAACAAAAUGACCGUUGACUGUGCCCGUAUAUCGUACGGGAGACAUUGUUAUUUAUUUUAUUAACUACAAAGCAUUUAUUGUUUUUCCUUUCUUCUCAAAUGAGGCGUACUCCAUUCCUUGAAACUUUCCUAUUUAUAUGCUUGUGUAUUUGUACGUCGGCCGGGACUUCUGGCGGCCGACACUUGACAGCUGACGGCUGCGUUUGACAGCUGUCACGCGUGACAUUUGCAAUGUAAUGAGGUGAUAUUGUGCAAUAUUAGAUAUGUUUCAAAUUGAAGUUUGUAUGUAUUGUAUGGCUUAGGAUCAUUCACGAUUUGUAUAUUUCAUUCCUUCAAAAUGUUACAGACUGUUUUUUUAAUUGGGUAUUGCCCGUUUUCUUUCCAAGUGGCGCCCUCUAUUAUUCAGAUUCUUAUUCCUAACUUUGUAUGUAAUUACAUUCAGUAUUUCAACAAUAGAACAUGACUAAAAUAAUCCACUAGGUGGCGCUGAAGUCUCUAUAGUCACAAACAAAAUUUAACCUAAAACUUUGGGUUACAAAGUUGAUUUUCUCAAAAAGAGAUUCAACCAGAGAUUGUAGUUCUGGACUGCUUAAACAUUUUUUCUCAUUUAUAAAUAAAAAGAAAUAAAUAUACAGUUCGCGAGUCUUAGUAGCUUUGCGUUUCUGUGAGUGCAUAUGGAUAGGGAUCGUUUCAUCCACGAAGACGCGCCCCACCAUUCUUCCGCUAAUGUUUGAGUGUUAUCGGUACACGCUAAAUUAUCCAUGAGUGCACACGCACACUACAUAAUGCCUUACGGAUUGCUCGGACCACACUCCCCGCACCCCGCGCGACCGAGAUCAAACAUUGGUGGGGCGCGUCUGAGUGGAUGAAACGAACUAUAGUGUAGGUGUGACAGUUUCUUUUAUCGCUUUUUGUCAAUCGCUCUAAGGCGCAUCUAUCUCACUUUACCUCUUGUACUGACGUCUUUAAUUCUUAUAUUUUGUUUUUGUGUUCACUUUUUCCUUACAAACAUUUCUGCUUUUUUUUUUCUAGAUUUUUGUCUGACUUCUUUUGUUGAUCACUCACACAAAUGCAAAGCUCAGCUUACUAGCGAACUGUACCUCUCCAACCCGUUUGGCCACAAUGAAGUAAUUACUAAAGUGCGGUCGCCGAGUAGUUAGAAUUUCGUACAAUGACCCCAAGCUACCCAUCCUUAUCGCUCGCGCGUAAUUAUAUUGCUGUCGCGACUGUGCGAUGGGCGGCCGCAGUGAGUGUGCGAACAGGAUGGGUAGCUUGGGGUCAUUGUACGAAAUUAUAUCUGCUCAACGACCGGACUUUAUACAUUAUACCUCCAUGUUUGGCCACAGCGUGAGGCCAGUUUCCAUUGAUGAAGUCUUGCACCAUACCACAAUAAAUAAUACAUGAAAGCCUACUUCUUAAAUUACCAUUCCAAUUUCAGGAUGACUCCUUUUCUCUUUUGAUUUUGGAUGAGAUUUUUUUCGUCAAUCAUGAUUUUUUACUUGAAAACCUAAUCGAUUAUAUGACAAUAGGAUUUGAAUCCACGACCUUACGUUUAAACGACUGCUCCAAGCACUAAGAUAUUGGUAAACAGGUCUAAAGCUUAACAGAGUCAGUGUAUAAGGUAUGGGAGGGGCACGGGAGGGUGUUUUUGUGACGUCAAACGUCAGCGAGACUUCAGAUGUGCUUCAGACUUGUCACGACGUCAUAUUUAAUGUCACCUCUCCCGUGCCGCUUCCAUACCUCAGGCACUGACUGAGUUAUAAUAUGUUAAAGCCCGGUCUGUGAGCACAGAAUUUUGUCCAAUGACCCCAAGCUACCCAUCCUUAUCGCUCGCGCGUAAUUAUAUUGCUGUCGCGACUGUGCGACUGGCGCCUGCAGUGAGUGUGCGAGCGCUACAGCAAUAUAAUUACGCGCGAGCGAUAAGGAUGGGUAGCUUGGGGUCAUUGGACAAAAUUCUACGUGCUCGCGGACCAGACUAUAGACCUAUAGUUUUCAAGUGAAAAAUAAUGUUUGAGACUUUAAAUGCAAAAAUACACAUAAAUAUGAAAUACAUAAAUACAUUAUUGACUUAAAAACAUAAAGAAUGCACUAGCAUUCCAGUUAUGUUUUAUCUUUUAAAAGGUUGUGUCGGAAACUACAUCAAAUACGUAAUUUUACGAAUGAAAUACUAAAUAGAAUUGGUUUUUGAUGUAAAAAAAUAUAUAAAUACAGGUGAUCUUUUCAACCAGUGAAAAAAAAUCUGCUGUGUCAUUGUCAUUGAACUUUCGUAUUAUACAGCUGAUUUGUUUUUGUGAUUUCAGAGUGGGACCCAUUGUGAAAGUUGUUUAUAUCUUUAUUGUAUUUUAUUUGUUUAACAACCACUUGUAAAAAUAUCGAGACGGUAAAAAAUUCAACCACUAUUGUAGAAAAUAAUAAUAUUUUCCCCAGUCAAAAAAAUUUAAAAAUACCUUAAAAACUUAUCUUAAUCUUACUUUCAUCGAAUAAAUACUUUUCUUUCUUUCUUUCUAAUCGCUGAACUUUAGAUUAUGUAUUAACUCGUUAAUCAGAAGAAAAACCACCACCAGUUUGACACCUUAAAAAGAACACCCUGUAUGUUAUAUUCACUUACAUCAGAGAUUAAGCUACAUAUUACCGUGUUACAUAUGUACAUAACAUAGCAUAAUGUAUAUCAAAAGUUACUUCACAUAUCUGUAUAUGAAAGUGAUUUGCAAAAAAAACACUGAAAUAAUUUAUUAAUUCCAAAAUAAAGUUUUUUCUAGAUUCCAUUUUUAGUAUAAAUUGACUAUAGCUAGAUUUGUAAAUAUAUUUUAAGUUUAAGUGCGUUUCUAGUGGUUACAACUGCAUUGAACGCUGGGCUAACUCGACGUAUGUUAUUAUAUUAUUUUGAACUUGUUUUUUUUAUAUUUAUCUGUUAUUUUUGAAAUUUCUUACAGUUUAUACAAAAUUUUUAUUAAGUUUUUUUCUUUUUGUGUAUAUGUUACGGUUAAUGUGAUAAAUUGAAAAUUAUUCAUAAUAACCGGUUAUUAUGAAUAAUUACCGACAGUCGCGGUAAAAGUGAUAAAUUAAUCACAUUUAACAGUGAUUAUUUGAUAAUUCAACCUUAGUACUAACAAAUUUCAUAAAAGAGAACAACAUCUUGUGUACGUGCUCGUGUACAGCCAAACUUUUGAACGUUUUGAUAUCAUAUAUUAACAUAAUUUGGCAUAAUGGGUUUGGAAUGUUUCUUGCAUAAUAUUACUUUUCCAUGAUGCCUAUAACAUAAUGUUUUGAUUUAAAGUGAAAAAUAGGUUAAGGUGCGGCGGGGGUGGCCCUUGGGCCACCCCUAAGCCGCCUAUUUAGUUUUAUACACACAUAAAUGACCUCAUAUUAAUCACAUUUACCAAAUCAUGCGGUAAUUAUUCAUAAUAACCGGCGAUUAUUCAUAAUUUUCACAUUUAUCACUUUGACCGUAACAUAAUUAUAUAUUUUUUAGGUUUAUUGUUGGAAAUUUAUGUAUAUUUAUACUUUUUGUUCCAAUAAUAUAAUGACAUAGUUAUGUUGAUAGAAACUGUUGUACAUUAUGUAUGUAUUUUUCGAAUUGUAUGUGAGAAAUAAAAGUAUGUAGAAAUAUUCGCCGAAUGUUAUAACUUAUGGCCUAUGUACUGAAUAAACUAUUUCUAUUUAAAUUCAACCAAUCAAAAGCCUAAUGCUAUUAGUGUAGCUCUCAAUUUAGUCAGUACCUGAGGUUAGCGAGACAUAAGAUUUCCUUCAGAUUUGUAUGCUGUCACGUCUUAAUAUGUCAAUGUCACUCCUUCCGUGCCGCUCCUAUAGAUGACCCACGCUGAACUGUCCCACCAAACUCAAUGACAGAGGGGCGCUACCAUCGUUCAACUAUAUGGUUUUCAACAUGGCAAAAAUCGGAACCAGCGAUCCGGUAAUGACGGUGGCGCCCCACUGUCAAUGUCAUGGGUUGGACAGUUCAGUAUUUUGGAACUAUAUACCUCAAGCACUGACUCAAUUAGUCACUUAAGGACUACUAGACCUAGUUUGUAUCGACGUUUCAUUCAUACUCUAUUUCUAUAAACAAUACAUUUUGUAAAAGCUUCCAACUUAAAAAAAAAUAUAUUGAUCUUCGUGCUGAUGAAAUAAUCUAUGAAAUAUGAAGUCAUACAUUUGUAAGUGAAUAUGGUUACUGACUUUAUCUCUCGCAUACAGUUCCAGAUUGAAACAUAGGGUAGUAUAAAAUAAUGUUUUGCCAUAAGUCAUAGUUUAAGGACACGUUAUCAAACUUUAAAUAUCCUGUAAAUAUUAUUUUAAUAAACAAUUUAAUUCCAUAAUGUUA